Molecule: messenger RNA, 1116 nt
Organism: Aspergillus aculeatinus CBS 121060
Lineage: Eukaryota; Fungi; Ascomycota; Eurotiomycetes; Eurotiales; Aspergillaceae
Exons: 3
Coding region: 249-944 (231 amino acids)
Source: RefSeq, a predicted model, not a curated record
CGGGCAUAGUAAGUGAAAUACAUCAAAUCACUGGGGGUCUAUUCUGACGGAGUCAAGAGUGUUGCCUAUAAUGCUUAGUAAGUGAACUUAGCUAACUAUCGCUCCUCAUGAUUCAAUACGGGACAUAUCAAAGGGUGCCCAGCAAAGACCCGUCAAAUGGACUGAAGAUAUCUUAUCCUAUAUUUCACCGGCAAGCAGCAAGCUGUGUCUUAUGAUCUUCCCUCUGGACAUCAAAUCUGUAGACCAAUAUGUCUAUCAAUAACAGUGACCUAUCCCCGCGGAUUCUGCGCUUUCCGAGAUCCGAUGAACCCAAAGCGUGCGUACUGCUGCACGUUACCCGUCGUGGUCCUUCCGCACUAGAUCUGGAUCUUGUUGGGACAGAAGGAGAGUGUCCGUUCACUGGGGCAGUACGGCAGUCUCACCUCAACUCGUAUCGCUCAAAGAAUUAUCAAGGUACCGAAGACGACUGGACUCGAAUCAUUCUCCAUGUGCUUGGACAAGCAGAACAGUGUGGGAAGGAGCAGGAUUUAUUUGUAGGGCUAGAAGCGUUAGCCAUCAUAAGUGGCUCCGAAAUCCAGGAUAAAGAGAUAAAAAUCGUGAUACGGAAGAGAGUACAAACAAUAACUCAAAAAUUCGGGACUUUAGUAUUGAAGCAAAACGACGAACAGACCAUCCACCUCUAUGACUGGACUUCUACUUCGGCAGAGAGAGCUGAUUUCCUCGAAAGACGUUGUUCAAGCCUCCUGGAUCGCUACCGCGCUGCUGAACAGACCAUCAAAGAUCUCGAUGUCCAGCUUAACGAGCUCAUAGGCGCCAAGAAUCGGCACGAAGAACAGCUAAUGAACAACUUGAUGCAGCUUCUCAAUGAGAAAAAGUUGAAAAUCCGCAACCAACAGCGCGUAAUAGCCACCACGGAGGUUGCUCCAGAGGAAGGUAGGUGCUAAACGCGAUAUGCUACAUAUCUCUAAGCUGACAAAUGAGCAACUAAUAGAGUUCCGAACUCAAGAAACACAAUCGGGCGGAUCUAGGCAAACUACUGCUGCUAAGAGGCGAGCGAAUGGUUCAGCUUCGACACCGUCCUAUGAGGUGUUGGGAAGUGGUACCGGCUUCGAAGAU